This is a messenger RNA of Pseudomassariella vexata, 1149 nucleotides long. RefSeq lists its product as uncharacterized. The record is from RefSeq and is a predicted model, not a curated record. The transcript has a single exon. Lineage: Eukaryota; Fungi; Ascomycota; Sordariomycetes; Amphisphaeriales; Pseudomassariaceae. The coding region runs from base 1 to 1149 and encodes 382 amino acids.
AUGGGCCAAUACCGCGUUUUCUCGGCCGUUGUCGCCGCAGCGCUGGCGCUGUCGAGCACAAGUAACGCACACAUGAUCAUGAAGACGCCAGCACCGUUCGGCAACCCCGACAACAGCCCAUUGUCUUCCAGUGGCGCCAACUUCCCUUGCAAGGUGACCGGCGAUGCCGCCACUUUUUACUCGGGUGUCGAUGCCACCGAGAUGGCAGUCGGUACCGACCAGACUUUGUCCUUUACUGGAUCCGCAGUUCACGGCGGUGGCUCGUGUCAGCUUGCCAUUACCUCAGACAAGCAGCCCUCCGCUUCGUCGACAUGGCAGGUCAUCCAAAGUAUUGAAGGUGGAUGCCCUACGAAGGACGGAACCAACCCCGGCGAAUAUACCUACCAAAUCCCCGAGGGUGUCGCAGCAGGCGACUAUGUUUUCGCCUGGACCUGGAUCAGCAAACUGGCGGGACAGCCCGAGUACUACAUGAACUGCGCACCGAUCAAAGUUACUGGUGGUUCAGCCAAGCGCUCCCCUGAGGAGACCAAGGAGCUCGCCACGAGAGCCGCCUCUCUGCCCAACCUUUUCGUUGCCAACCUGGAAAGCGUCAACAGCUGCAAGACCACCCCAGGCACCGAUCCCACUUUCCCAGACCCCGGAACGACUGUCAACAAGUUCUUGGCUGGACAAGCCAAGUAUGCCGAGGUCGACGGAACCAACUGCUUCCCCGUCGGUGCUACUGGAGGAGGCUCCGGCUCGGGAUCCGGCUCGGCCACAACCACAGCCGCAGCAGCAGAGCCGACCUCGACCACUGCGGAUGCCGCGGCUCCAACAACAUCGUCCGCGACCGGAUUUGUCACCAGUGUGCUGCCAACCACGUCACCCACCACCACAGCUGCCUCGCCCACCACCGCAAGUGCAAGCAGUGCACCCACCAGCUCGGGCACCCCCAGCACCACUGGAGGGUUGACCGGCGAGUGUACAUCAGAGGGCAUGUUCAACUGCGUCGAUGGGUCUUCCUUCCAGCAGUGCGCCAGUGGAACAUGGACUUCUCUUCAGGCCAUGCCUGCGGGUACGACAUGCGCCGCUGGCCAGUCGACGACUCUCUGGUCACGCGAGAUCAGGCGCAUCCGCACUCCUCGCCGCUCUCUCCCUAGCACUUUCUGA